Messenger RNA from Tricharina praecox, 1440 nucleotides. RefSeq names its product S-methyl-5'-thioadenosine phosphorylase. Gene Ontology annotation, biological process: nucleoside metabolic process. The transcript has 2 exons. The record is from RefSeq and is a predicted model, not a curated record. Gene Ontology annotation, cellular component: cytosol. The coding region runs from base 156 to 1196 and encodes 346 amino acids. Gene Ontology annotation, molecular function: S-methyl-5-thioadenosine phosphorylase activity. NCBI's taxonomy places the organism in Eukaryota, Fungi, Ascomycota, Pezizomycetes, Pezizales, Pyronemataceae.
CUUCGGAGUUGCGUGAUCUGACCCACCCCUCAUUCAGACCUGAAUCAUUUGAUCUCGGUUUUCAGUGCUCCCGCAAUUUAUAUUGAUUACUCCUGACCCUGUGAAUUUAUGAAUUACUGACGCUGCGCCGCUGCAUCCGUGGGGCGCAGAAAAAAAUGGCACUAAGGGUGGGGUUCGGGAUGCCCCGCCAUCUACGCUUCCCUCUUACUCCACGACCUCGACCGCAACCGCUACAUCGCCGCUACAUCACUCUCCCUCCCUACUACCGGCGGCCUAGAAUGUCUCUCCCAACCACCUACUCGGGCGCCGUCCGCAUCGCCGUGAUCGGCGGCACCGGCAUCGAAGCGCUCACACACGAAGGCUUCACGCCAGUAGCCUCGCUGACAGUGGCGACGCCAUGGGGCGCGCCCUCCAGCGCGAUCCUAAUCCUCGAGACGCCCUCUGGCGCGCCCAUCGCCUUCCUCUCUCGCCACGGCGCGCACCACGAAUACACACCGAGCGAGGUUCCGGGACGCGCCAACAUCGCCGCGCUGCGGUCCCUCGGCGUGCGCAGCAUCCUGGCGUUCUCCGCUGUCGGCUCACUGCAGGGGCACAUCAAGCCGCGCGACUUCGUGCUCCCCGACCAGAUCAUCGACCGCACCAAGGGGAUCCGCGCGAGCACGUUCUUCGAGGGCGGGAUUGUGGGGCACGUUGGGUUCGCGGACCCGUUCGACGCGGGGCUGUCGCACGUCAUCGCCGCGGUCGCUACCCGCGUCGGCGGUGCUCAUCUCCACGUCGGCGGAACAGUCAUCUGCAUGGAGGGUCCUGCGUUCUCGACCCGUGCCGAGAGCGCGAUGUACCGCUCCUGGGGCGGCAGCGUCAUCAAUAUGAGUGCGCUCCCGGAGGCGAAGCUCGCCCGCGAGGCGGAGAUCGCCUACGCCAUGGUCUGCAUGAGCACCGAUUACGACUGCUGGAAGACCGAUGAGCCCCCCGUCACCGUCGCCACUGUCACUGCGAAUAUGCGCGCCAACGGCGAGAAUGCGAAGCACCUCAUGGCGGCCGUGCUCCAGGAGCUCGCCAGGGAGGAGCAUGCGGACCUCGUCCAUGCGAAGCAUCUGGAGGGGGGCAGCAGGUGGGCAAAUUGCACCGCCCGCCCAGGUGUCGGAAGGGAGGCGAUGGAGAAGAUCGAUUGGUUGCUGCCUGGUUACUUCUCGUAGAGGGGAGUGAAGUGGAAUGUGGGGACGCCUGUUUGUCUACAUAUGUACUCAAAUAGCGACCAGGGAGAUAUCCAUUUGCGUUGGGGUGGUUUCGUGGCUUUGUUGCGUUCGAUAGGAGGUUGGCAAUUGAACCGUCUACCUACCCACUCUAAAUGGGGACGCGGGCAUGCCGGCGGCCGGGGAUGAUGAACGUCUCCCCGUUCGCCACUAGGACCAAUGUACGAUGUGAUUCUGGUGAUGGAGA